CUAAAAACCGUGACAACAACAGCACGACGAACGCCCUGGUCAACGAGAGCAGGAGCAGCGCUGACGAAGGUUCAGGCGACGCUGCGCGACACCGAAGACGUAUUCGGCGAUGAGAUGAGUGGAAUAAACACAGAGCUACUGGACUGGGUCGCGCUGCGGCUGCAGCAGGUGACGGGACAUGCGGGCGUGCGCUUUAGCGGCAUCGGCAUCGGCGUCGUACUGUUAGUGUUCACCACCAAAAACCAAAACAGACGCUCAGCUCGCCUAUCUAUCGUUAGGUAAUACUUAGGGCCAUUACCUUAACUUGAUGUUCAUCAUCCCCCUCCCUAG
Molecule: messenger RNA, 330 nt
Organism: Aplosporella prunicola CBS 121167
Lineage: Eukaryota; Fungi; Ascomycota; Dothideomycetes; Botryosphaeriales; Aplosporellaceae
Exons: 2
Coding region: 115-282 (55 amino acids)
Source: RefSeq, a predicted model, not a curated record